CCAACAGUCAGACGGGGGGAGCACACACACAGCCACACAUGCACAGGACGCAAACAGAGUGCAGCCCAGGACCAAGAUAGACAACUGAGAGAGAGAGAGAAAUCCUCUUCUCUACCACUGAGUUUAGUGUGAGGAGGUUCAAGCAAUUUAUUCUGACUGAGUGGAUUGCAUUUCAUACCAUGGGAGGACAAGCUGAAAUGGAAGAAGAAACCAACAAACACUAUCUGUAAAGGACCACAUUUCAAACUGGAUUAUUGGGCUUUCCUCUCUCAAUCUUUGGCAUGGUGAUGUCCUAAAUUACUAGCACGUAUUGAAGAGGCUGCUUGUUCUGGACCACAGUGGGCUUUGAGGGUCUUUCUCUGAGUGCGAGUGAGUGUGUGUGUGUGUGUGUGUGUGAGAGGGAUCAUGUCAAAAGGACAUUUCACUCGCCUGUUGAGGGGACUUUGGGUACUGUGGCUGUGGCAAGCUGAUCUUGUGUCGGGUAGUAAGCUCUGGGAGGUACCCAUAGCCCUCUUUGGAUCUUUGUCCAACCACACGACUAGCCUGGAAUGGGAGCCACAGUGUCAGUAUCCCCACCUGCAGGACGGCAUCAGAAUCACAGCCGACAUUCCCCCAAGACUGGAGGGCAGCUGGGUGUCAACAAGAUGUGAAGUUCGGCCUGGCCCUGAGUUCCUGACCCGUUCCUACACCUUCUACCCAAGCCGCCUGUUCAAAGCCCUGCAACACUACUACACUGACAGUGGGUGCGAGGAGCCCGCAUACUCUCUGGUGGUCCGGGGCAAGCUCCGUCUGCGCCAGGCGUCCUGGAUCACCMGGGGUGCCACCAAGACCGAGCACCACCUCCACAAAGUGGGCAUUGUCAUCCACAGCCCAGGUGCAAUGCACCAGCUGGCCGCCCGUCUACCCUCCAUGUGUGUGGRCCUCACCUUGGGUGGCAUGGUGCCCGGGCGCCUGUACGAGCUGUACAACGCCCGGGCAGGGAGGGACUGUCUGGGUGCCUCGGGGUACUCAAUGAUGGAGUUGGGCUUGGUGAGAGUGGAGACCCAGCAUCAGCCCCAUGGAGGUCUGGUUCAGGAGCUCUUCCUUGGGGACGUGCACACAGACUGGACCCAGAGGACAUACUAUCGACCAAUGGGCUACCAGCAGCCACUGCAGAAUGCUAUGCACCACAUCCACCCCUGCCCAGCGUGCGCCUUGCUGUUCCGGGCCUCAGAACAGCGCCCCCCCGUGUUACCCCAUGUCCCUGCAGCAACGCCUCUGUCCUUGGACGGCCGAUGGGUGAGCCAACGCUGCGAAGCCCGGCCCGCCGUCCUCUUCCUCACCCGAGACUUCACCUUCCACCCAGAUGAGCAUUCMUGGGAAGGCCUCUACCGCCACUACUCGGAACCCACUUGCAGCCAGCCCACCUUCACCCUGCGGGCUUCGGGCCACUACGCCCAGGGAGGCCCCUCAGCCAAAGUGGCGGGAGGGACUGAGUUCGUCUUCAAGGUAACCCGGGUCAGAGUCACCGUUCUGGAAGGCGCCACGGCCAGGGUGCUCAACGAGACCAGGCGGGGCAGCUGCGGGAAGGCGGGGGGGUGGGAGGUGGGAGURGAGCAGGACGUGACCCCCACGGAUGGGUGUACCGUCCUGGGGAUCAAGCUGCCGCACAAGGAGUACGAGCUGUUCAAGACGGAGCUGGACCAUCGACGGCGCACUCUGCUGUUCAUCGGGGAGAGGCCGACGGAUGGCUCCAGCCCUGACCGGCCCCAGAAGAGGCCCACGUCUUACCAGGCCGCCCUGGUGCAUUGUAGCGAGGAAGACACCCCCACGUCGCMACGCCACACCAACCAGCUCAAGCUAGCAGCUAGUGGAACCAAUAACCUACCACGGCUCCCUUGUUUUGUCCUAGUACUGGUCUCUUUACUGUGGGGUUGGUACUGUGUGUUCUAGAGACAAACUGAACAUUGGAGAAGAACACACAAACGAUGGUGGAGCUGCUYGCGGUCUAUAAGGAAACUCCAUGUGCUCCUCCUCAAUAUCAAGAUAAUGCCAGACCACAUAAUAAAUGGCCAAAGCCAUCUUCAAGCAAACUGUACAUAGACUGUCAGUGUAUUCAUGUUGCAUAUCUAUCAUAUUAUAUGUGUAUCAUUUUGUUUUCUUUUACACCGGAGAUGCCUUUUGGCAAAUGUUUAAGUCAUGUAAGCGCUCCUUUUCUAAAGAGUGGCAGAUUCAGACUUAAGAAAGGYGUGCAUUUACYAUGUACUUCUCAGUAUUUGGUAUUCAGACUUACCUUAUUCCGUCACGUAACGCGCUCUGCAGGUGUGGCUACCUUCCACGCUCCCAAUAAAUGUAAUUAAUCCAAUGAAAACCCUCCCCACUUGCUGGCCAACAGAUUUUCUCAUGGAAUUUUCAUUCAAUAGGGUUUUCACAUAGAUAAUGAUAGAGGCUUCUAGCUGCCAAAAGGCCCUAUACGCAUGGGCAGCACCAUUGAGGGCUUCCACCAUUUUAAURUAGUCAACUUGGUGGGACUUCCAACUUCAU
Messenger RNA from Salvelinus sp. IW2-2015, 2523 nucleotides. RefSeq names its product protein APCDD1-like. Gene Ontology annotation, molecular function: Wnt-protein binding. NCBI's taxonomy places the organism in Eukaryota, Metazoa, Chordata, Actinopteri, Salmoniformes, Salmonidae. Gene Ontology annotation, cellular component: plasma membrane. The record is from RefSeq and is a predicted model, not a curated record. Gene Ontology annotation, biological process: negative regulation of Wnt signaling pathway.